GGUAUAAGAGAGGGGGCGCCGGGUGAAAACCGGUCUCAUUGAACGCGCCGGUAGGUGAGGGGCUCCUUGUGUGCCGUCUUCGCUAGCACAGCCAGGCCUUUACGCGAGCAACCAUGUCGAAAGGACCUGCAGUUGGCAUUGAUCUUGGCACCACCUACUCCUGUGUGGGUGUCUUCCAGCACGGAAAGGUGGAGAUAAUUGCUAAUGAUCAGGGAAAUCGAACCACGCCAAGCUAUGUAGCUUUCACUGACACGGAGCGACUGAUUGGAGAUGCCGCAAAAAAUCAAGUGGCUAUGAACCCCACCAACACAGUUUUUGAUGCUAAACGUCUGAUUGGACGUAGAUUUGAUGAUGCUGUUGUUCAGUCUGAUAUGAAGCACUGGCCCUUCAUGGUGGUGAAUGAUGCAGGCAGGCCCAAGGUUCAAGUAGAAUACAAAGGAGAGACAAAAAGCUUUUACCCAGAGGAGGUGUCUUCUAUGGUGCUGACAAAGAUGAAGGAGAUUGCAGAAGCUUAUCUAGGCAAGACUGUUACCAAUGCUGUGGUUACUGUGCCAGCUUACUUCAAUGACUCUCAGCAUCAGGCAACCAAAGAUGCUGGAACUAUUGCUGGUCUUAACGUACUUAGAAUUAUCAACGAACCAACUGCUGCUGCUAUUGCUUAUGGCUUAGACAAAAAGGUUGGAGCUGAAAGAAAUGUGCUGAUUUUUGACUUAGGAGGUGGCACUUUUGAUGUGUCAAUCCUCACUAUUGAAGACGGAAUCUUUGAAGUGAAAUCUACAGCUGGAGACACCCACUUAGGUGGAGAAGAUUUUGACAAUCGAAUGGUCAAUCAUUUCAUUGCUGAGUUCAAGCGCAAGCACAAGAAGGAUAUCAGUGAGAACAAAAGAGCUGUCCGCCGUUUGCGUACUGCAUGUGAGCGAGCUAAGAGAACCCUUUCUUCCAGCACCCAAGCCAGUAUUGAGAUUGAUUCCCUCUAUGAAGGAAUUGAUUUCUACACCUCCAUUACUCAUGCUCAGUUUGAAGAAUUGAAUGCUGACCUGUUCCGUGGCACUCUGGACCCUGUGGAGAAGGCUCUUCGAGAUGCUAAACUGGACAAGUCUCAGAUCCAUGAUAUUGUCCUAGUGGGUGGUUCUACCCGUAUCCCCAAGAUCCAGAAGCUUUUGCAAGAUUUCUUCAAUGGAAAAGAAUUGAAUAAGAGCAUCAAUCCUGAUGAGGCUGUUGCUUAUGGUGCAGCUGUUCAGGCAGCCAUUUUAUCUGGAGACAAGUCUGAAAACGUCCAAGAUUUGCUCCUGUUGGAUGUUACUCCUCUUUCUCUUGGUAUUGAAACUGCUGGUGGAGUCAUGACAGCCCUCAUCAAGCACAAUACCACCAUUCCUACCAAGCAGACCCAGACCUUCACUACCUACUCAGACAACCAGCCUGGCGUGCUCAUUCAGGUAUAUGAAGGUGAGCGAGCCAUGACCAAGGAUAACAACCUGCUUGGCAAGUUUGAACUCACAGGCAUACCUCCCGCACCCCGUGGUGUUCCUCAGAUUGAAGUAACUUUUGAUAUUGAUGCCAAUGGCAUCCUCAAUGUUUCUGCAGUCGAUAAAAGUACAGGAAAAGAGAACAAGAUUACCAUCACUAAUGAUAAGGGCCGUUUGAGCAAGGAGGACAUAGAACGUAUGGUCCAGGAAGCAGAGAAGUACAAGGCUGAAGAUGAGAAGCAAAGGGACAAAGUGUCCUCCAAGAACUCAUUGGAGUCCUAUGCUUUCAAUAUGAAAGCAACAGUUGAAGAUGAGAAGCUUCAAGGCAAGAUUAAUGAUGAAGAUAAACAAAAGAUUCUUGACAAGUGCAAUGAGAUCAUCAACUGGCUGGAUAAGAAUCAGACUGCGGAGAAAGAAGAAUUUGAACAUCAGCAGAAGGAGCUGGAGAAAGUCUGCAAUCCCAUCAUCACCAAGCUCUACCAGAGUGCAGGUGGCAUGCCUGGAGGAAUGCCUGGGGGCUUCCCUGGUGGAGGAGCUCCUCCCUCUGGUGGUGCUUCCUCGGGACCCACCAUUGAAGAGGUUGAUUAAGCCAACUUUAAAUAAAAAUAUAGCAUUCUUCCACAACCAAUAAAAUUGAAGGACCUAAAUUUGUAGCAAAUUCUGUAGCAGUUAAAGUUGAACUGCUAUAGUAAAGUACUGGGCAUUCUCAAUACUUGAAUAAUGGAACAUGUACACAGGGAAACAUAGCAUUGCACUUUAAGCACUGUACUAUAAGUGAAAAUGCAAUGUCUUCAAUAAAUAUUUAAAUUGGCACCAU
Molecule: messenger RNA, 2283 nt
Organism: Octodon degus (degu)
Lineage: Eukaryota; Metazoa; Chordata; Mammalia; Rodentia; Octodontidae
Gene: Hspa8
Product: heat shock protein family A (Hsp70) member 8
Exons: 9
Coding region: 114-2054 (646 amino acids)
Biological process (GO): protein refolding; cellular response to unfolded protein; vesicle-mediated transport
Cellular component (GO): cytoplasm; nucleus; plasma membrane
Molecular function (GO): heat shock protein binding; ATP-dependent protein folding chaperone; ATP binding
Source: RefSeq, a predicted model, not a curated record